Molecule: messenger RNA, 882 nt
Organism: Contarinia nasturtii (swede midge)
Lineage: Eukaryota; Metazoa; Arthropoda; Insecta; Diptera; Cecidomyiidae
Exons: 2
Coding region: 147-785 (212 amino acids)
Source: RefSeq, a predicted model, not a curated record
AUUUUGACAUUUCUAUCCAACCGUAUGGUUACGACAACUUGAAAUCUUACAUUGGCAAACGGCAAUCAUUGGUGGAAGGAUAUUUUAUUAAAAUUGAAAUAAAAUUGAGAUAUUUUUAUUCGCAUAAAUGUUGCAUUGAAAACAUCAUGUUUACAAGAGCUGUAGUCAAAAAUAUUCCAAGGAUUGGACAAAGAUUUCUUCAAACUGUGUCUACGAGCAAGUAUGAAUCGAAGACUGUUCACUUGGAACCGAUAACUCUUAAGCCACUCAACAUUGCAAACCUUUCGAAAUGCGAUGACAAAUUAUUCGAGUAUCAGUUCGCUGCUCUAAACAUAAACAAUGGCAAUAUCAUACCGCCAUCAAUUCAACCGCCCGCUCCAAAGCAGCGCAUCGACGAGCCCGGCAAGGAUGAACGCAAAAAUAUCGAUACGCCCGUCUCAAUCAUUGUGAAUGAAAUUAUCGAUAGAAUCAGCGAGAAUAAAGGUGACCUGGAUUGUCCGCCGUUGGAAGGUCAAAAUGAUUUUAUUGAAGCGGCUGUUAUGAUUGAAAUUCGUCGCUUGAAAAUGAAAAGACACAGAUACAGAAAGUUUCUUAAAAAAUUUAAGUUUGAAAUUGCCAAACGAAAAUUGGCUCGCCGAAAAAAGAACGAGAAAAUAUUUCAAGCUGAAUUGCUUGCAAAAAUUAAUGCAGCGGAGAAUUUUUCAGCGGAAAAGUAUGUGACCGAUAAACUCAGUAAGAUGAAACAUGUACCCAAACCAAAACCAGAGAUUGUGAGCAUCUUUUAACAUUUCACAUCUAGACGAAAAAUCUUGUUUAAACAUUAAUUUGAGCAUAGUCUACUAGUAAUAUUUCAAAUAAAAAAAAAAUUUGAUUACAAAAAAA